This is a messenger RNA of Bombina bombina (fire-bellied toad), 5604 nucleotides long. RefSeq names its product netrin 3 (gene NTN3). Lineage: Eukaryota; Metazoa; Chordata; Amphibia; Anura; Bombinatoridae. The coding region runs from base 426 to 2180 and encodes 584 amino acids. The record is from RefSeq and is a predicted model, not a curated record. The transcript is spliced from 7 exons. Gene Ontology annotation, molecular function: protein binding.
AGGCUGCUUUGCAUAACGCAGCAUCUACCAGUCUGUCUCUCAUAUACCUUAUAGAAGAUUUAUUUUUUAUUAACUGUAAACUAGAUUUUUGUGUCUAUACUUUUUAUUUCAAUUUUUAUUUAUCUUUAUCUUUUCUUAUAAUCCCUCUUACAUUUUUUUAAACUUUUUUUCACCCAAUCAAUUCCUUCCAUCUCCUGCUCACAUUUUGCCAGUAUCUCCCUACAGUCUUGGGGAUACAUUUUCAACUGGUGACAUAAGGAUUUUGGUGUUGUUUCAAGGGAAAAAAAAUCUACAUCUUCUGUUUGGAUAUACCAAGCUUCUGGCUGCCUGGAAAUUAACCUGGUUUUGGGAAGGAAAAAAAGCAGACGCAGCAAUAGCAAGGAAGUAUCUUUGCCUUCAAACUGGCUGCUGUUCUUCCCCUAAGGAUGCCGCCAUCUUUUUUUCCUCUCUUACUUUUCUUAUCUUUCCCAUUACAACUUCGCUCUGCUUCAGCCCCUUUUUCUGGUCAGCAACAGCAUCCUCUCCCAGAUCCUUGUUAUGAUGAACAUGGCUUACCCCGCCGAUGUGUUCCAGAAUUUGUUAAUGCUGCCUUUGGUAAGGAAGUUCUUGCUUCAAGUACCUGUGGUCGGCCAGCUACUCGGCAGUGCGAUGCCUCUGACCCAAGGAAAGUGCACCCACCGUCUUACCUCACUGACCUCAACACAGCUGGGAACAUGACCUGUUGGAGAUCAGAGAGUUUCCCCCGCCUCUCUCCGCAGAACGUCAGCCUCACCCUCUCACUAGGGAAGAAAUUUGAGGUGACAUAUGUCAGCCUUCAGUUUUGCUCUCCUAGGCCAGAGUCAGUGGCCAUUUCCAAGUCUAUGGAUUAUGGUAAGAACUGGGUACCAUAUCAGUACUACUCAUCCCAGUGUCGAAAAUUGUUUGGCAAACCAAGUCGUGCAAGUGUUACCAAACAAAAUGAACAGGAGGCUCUGUGCACGGAUGGACACACAGACCUUUAUCCACUUACUGGUGGCCUUAUAGCCUUCAGCACCCUGGAUGGUCGACCUUCUGCUCAGGAUUUUGACAAUAGUCCUGUAUUACAGGACUGGGUAACUGCUACCGACAUACGUGUAAUCUUCAGUCGGCCACAACCAACGAGUAACAGAGACUCUGACACAGCAGAGGAUGGGCCAGGGUUCUUCUACUCAGUAGGCGAGUUCCAAGUUGGGGGAAGAUGCAAGUGCAAUGGACAUGCAUCUCGAUGUGGGAAAGAUAAAGAGGGUCGGCUGGUGUGUGACUGCAAGCACAACACUGAAGGGCCAGAGUGUGACCGGUGCAAGCCGUUCCAUUAUGAUCGUCCAUGGCAAAGAGCCAAUGCCCGAGAGGCCAAUGAAUGCAUGGCUUGCACCUGUAACCUGCAUGCUCGACGUUGCCGCUUUAAUAUGGAGUUAUACAAACUGUCUGGACGGAAGAGUGGGGGUGUAUGUCUCAACUGCAGACACAACACGGCAGGGAGGCACUGCCAUUACUGCAAGGAAGGAUUCUAUAGGGAUGUCAGUCGCCCCAUUACAGAUCGCCGGGCCUGCAAAGCAUGUGACUGCCAUCCUGUGGGAGCAGCGGGUAAGACCUGCAACCAGACUACAGGUCAAUGCCCCUGUAAAGAUGGUGUGACAGGUCUGACAUGUAACCGUUGUGCAAAAGGGUACCAGCAGAGUCGUUCACCAAUUGCUCCUUGUAUAAAAAUCCCAGCUGUGGUCCCUACCCCAUCUCUCACAAGCACAGAGGAGCCAGCUGAUUGCGAGCAGUACUGCAAACCUCCCAAAGGAAACUACAAAAUCAACCUGAAGAAAUACUGUAAGAAGGAUUACGUUGUUCAGGUGAAUGUUUUGGAGAUGGAGAUGGUAGGAUCCUGGGCAAAAUUUACAGUUAAUGUGCUUUCUGUGUAUAAGUGCCGAGAUGACCGGGUUAAACGUGGUGACAAUAUCCUGUGGAUCCACAUUAAGGACCUGUCGUGUAAAUGCCCCAAGAUCCAGUUAAGCCGCCGGUAUCUAGUAAUGGGUAGCAGUGAUGGACCAGGAGAGAGACCAGGCCUCACAGCUGACAAAAACAGCCUUGUCAUCCAAUGGAGGGAUGCAUGGACCCGACGCCUCAGGAAACUACAACGCAAAGAGAAAAAAGGAAAAUGUCUGAAACCCUAAAAGAGAUCCGAGAAUAAUGACUUUUUAAAUUCUGUAUAUAAAAGACCUGAUGCUUGUGACUAUAUGCCUCUUAAUAUUCCCAAGGGAUGGAGGCACUAAAACAGCAGAUGUCCUUGGGCUGCAGCCCAGACGAGAUCCACUGCUGUGGAACGAGACUUCUUCUCAAAGGACUUAUAGACUUUUGUAGAGUCUCCCCACUGAAGCUAGAGUUGUUUAUAAAAUAAACCUCCACAUGUAGAACUAACACUUACACAUCUCUCAUAACAUCCAAUUAAUUUUAAACCAGAAUUAUAUGUCUAAUUUCAAAAUUAAAGGGACAUAAUUCUCAUAUGCGAAUCAAUUUGAAAGUGAUGCAGCAUAACUUUAAAAAGCUGACAAGAAAAUAUCACCUGGACAUCAACAUUUCUUCAGCUCACCAGAGUAAGUGCUGUGUACAGUUAUACUUCAGCUGCUGUCCAGCUGCAAGUUAGAAAAAAACUAAAACAAUAGCCAAUCAGCAUCAGCAGUGGUGAGGUAAUGUUUUGCCUUUGUUGUGAUCUCAUGAAAUUUCACUGAAAUCUCAUGAGAUUUCAUAGAACUUACUUAAACUGAAUAGGAAUAUAACAUGACAGAUGCACACUCCCUAGCAGUCCUGGGACAAGCAUCCUGACUGGCUGCCUAAAGUCUCUUUACAAUGGGGUGUGAGGUAAAUAUCUUCCUUUUGUACAUAGAGAUGUUCAAGUGAUAUUUUCAGUCAGCUUUUUACAACUAUGUUGCAUUGCUUUCAAGUGCUCCAACUUUUGGUUAUCAUGUCUCUUUAAGGACAGCAGUCAUACAAUACGUUAGAAAUCAAGGUAAUUUUUGUGUAGUGACCUGAUUUAUUUGAUCUUCAGUUAAUUUAAAGGGACACUGAAUCCAAUUUUUUUCUUUUGUGAUUCAGAUAGAACAUGAAAUUUUAAGCAACUUUCUAAUUUACUCCUAUUAUCAAAUUUUCUUCAUUCUCUUGGUAUCUUUAUUUGAAAUGCAAGAAUGUAAGUUUAGAUGCCGGCCCAUUUUUGGUGAACAACCUGGGUUGUCCUUACUGAUUGGUGGAUACAUUUAUCCACCAAUAAAAAAGUGCUGUUCAGAGUUCUGAACCACAAAAAUAGUUUAGAUGCCUUCUUUUUCAAAUAAAGAUAGCAAGAGAAUGAAGAAAAAUUGAUAAUAGGAGUAAAUUAGAAAGUUGCUUAAAAUUGCAUGUUCAGUGUCCCUUUAAAUCAGAAUUUAGUAACAUAUUGCUGCCUAGGACAUUAUUUGACAAAAAGAGGUACUGUAGGGUAUAAGAUUAAAGGGGAUCAUGGGAAAAAUCCCACCAGUCAUAUUUUGUAUAAAACAAAUAUCUAAACAGUGGGCAGCUCUUAAUUUUUUUGGGAAGGUGCAUUUCUGAGUACCUAAUACUAUAUGGCUGAUAAUUAUAUGGUUAUCAGUAAUCAUUUUCCCAUUAUUUCAGUUACAUUUGUAAUAACCAGAGAGGAUCUGCAAAACCCUGGCUAGUAGUGGUUGGUGCAGAAUAUACAGGAGACCCUUGUGUUCAAAUGGUGUGAAUGUGGCUGGCACUCCGUUCACACAAUAUCUGUUUACUUCCUUUCAUAUGAAUUCUGUUGCUGCCCAUCUCAUUAAAGGGACAUGAAACCCAACAUUUUUCUUUCUCGAUUCAGAUAAAACAUGCAACUUUAAACAGCUUUCUGAUUUACUUCUAUUAUUCAAUUUUCUUCAUUCUCUUCCUAUCAUUUAUUGCAAUGAAUACCUAAGUAUGCUCAGGAUCAGCAAAGCACUACUGGGAGCUAGCUGCUGAUUAAUGGCUGCACACAUAUGCCUAUUGUCAUUGGCUCAUCUGAUGUGUUCAGCUACCUCCCAGUUGUGCAGUGCUGCUCUUUCAACAAAGGAUACCAAGAGAACAAAGCAAAUUAGAUAAUAGAAGUGUAUUGGAAAGUUGUUUAAAAUGAUAUGUUCUAAAUGUGGGUUACAUGGCCUUUAAACCCUGAAUAAUAUUACUAAAAAAAUAACUGUUUAUAGUCUUCUUCAGUAUCGUAUAACUUUACCUAACAAUGAAGGGCCCUUAGAGAACUGUACAGUUACCCAGUGUUUCAAGAAAACACCCAUAGCGUCUUCCUUAAUGGUACAAGUGACUAUGGGACACAGUUGUCUUGCUAGUGUGUAAAGUAUGUUCUUAUAUGCAGAACAGUAUAACAUAUCCUUUAGCGCUGGAUUUAAUCAUUUCCAUUGCUUCAACGCCAUGGAUUCUACAUUGCAGGCCUCUUUGGCAGCAAAGCGGUAAUUAUAUUUGUUUUGAUGAUUUGUAAUAAUAAUCUUAUUUUCAGUACACAUAAAUACUUAGUACUCACUGUGUAAAAUAUGUAUUCAAAGUCAGUUAGGUCCGUUCAACUUUUUCAGUUGCUUUCCAUGCCCCCUACUCAUGAUUUCUCUCUGAAAUGUGGUCUAUGAGUAGAGGAACAUAAAGCUGGGCUGCCAUGUAUUCUGGACUGGCAUCACUCCGUGUACAAUAAAGAUGGCUUUUUAAUGUCUGCUUAGGUCUUCUACAACUGGUCAUGUUAAGAAGGCAACUGAAACACUGAUGAACAAAGUGUAGGCACCAUGUAGGAGUAUAGCCUUAGCACCACUUGCCAUAGCAUAGCAUCUAUUUCAAACUGGUCAUCUAAGUAAAUACUAAACGUGCAAGUUACUAAUCUUUCAAGUAGAUACAGAUAAUCCACUGUUAUUACACCAGAACUUGGAAUGUCAUUCUGGAAUUCAUAUAUCACGUUAUAGAGCUGAACUGAAAUAUAUGGAGGUGGUGGGGGGGGAAGGAGGAACUUACUCAUCUUCACAAACUUGUGUUAGUGGGUUUUAUUAUUAUCAAAGCUACCAGAGAGGCUUGUAUCAUUCCUGACUGCAACUGAGAAGGGUAACUAAGCCCCAAAAGGGACUACAUUUCAGCUUGUGAUUUAUAUCCAAUGAUAUACUGUUUAUUACCGCUCCGUUCUGUGUUACGAAUUGUAGGAGCAUCAAUUAAGACAACCUUGUUUUUAACCAUUGAGCUUACGUGCUGAUAUCGAGUUGAACAAUCCAAAUGUAUAAAUAUUGGACAUGCGCUGGGUUUAAACACUUCGCAUUUUUUUAUGGAAUAAUGUACCGCACAAGCUUUUAUAUCUCACACUUUAUAGUGCAAGUGUGCACAUUUAUAAUUCCACUGUUAUGGCUGAAGACAUACACAAUAUGCCUUCCUGUAGCAUUCAUCCGUAAUUCACAAAACCAAUUGGAUUCACCGUUGUUUCUCAAAGCAAUGAAAUGAUAUUGUAUAUCUUAUCUUACUUUCCCUCUCUUCUUGCGGCGAUGGAGCAGGCUCCCGCCUAAUUAAAAACUUUUUCCAACACGGAAACACAGUCAAUAAAUAAAAAUGAUAUGA